This is a messenger RNA of Panicum virgatum (switchgrass), 1325 nucleotides long. Its product is annotated as probable inactive histone-lysine N-methyltransferase SUVR1. NCBI's taxonomy places the organism in Eukaryota, Viridiplantae, Streptophyta, Magnoliopsida, Poales, Poaceae. Bases 390 to 968 code for a protein of 192 amino acids. The record is from RefSeq and is a predicted model, not a curated record. The transcript is spliced from 5 exons.
CCGACGGGAAGUGCCGCCACAACCACCACGAUGAUCGACACCACCACCGUCACUGGGUAGUGCCGAUGGAGGCCCGAGGGCUGCCGGGAUCUAUGGCGUCCGCCUCCGCUGCCGGAUCCACUCCUCGCCGACUCCGACCUCCUCUGCGCCAUUGGAGCAAUGGCGCACCAGGGAUCUACCUCCCUUUGCGCCAAACCCGACCGACGAUCUUGUACAAAAACACAGAACCUAACAGCGCAGAGCCCCCAACGAGCGACACGAGGCCUUUUUCCGCUUUUGUUCAGCGCUCGCCUGCUCUCGUCUCGUGCCGUCUCCGCCUUCAAUCAGAGCGGAGCAUUCAACACCCUCCUCUCUAGAGAGGAGCUCAGCGCAGCGCAACGGCGGAGGCGAUGGGGCGGCCGAGGCCCAAGAGAGGGGAGCGCCGGAUCGACGCCGCCAUUGACCACCUCGCUCAGUACGGUUUCCGCAGGCCCCAAAUCCGCAAGAUCAUCAACAACCUCCUACAGCUGUACGGGAGGGAUGGCUGGGUGUUCCUGGAGGAGGGAUCAUACCGUGUUGUGCUUGACAAACUUCUGGAAGAACAGGGGCAGCUGGAGAAACAAGAAGAAGCUGCGGAGGACAAGGCAACACCAGAACAUGAUAUGGAAGCUUCACAAGCAGUGAAUAGUGAGGCACCAACUGAAACUCAGUCAGCCGUUGAACAGAAAGCUUCUCCCAAUAGUUUUCCUCCCCAGGAACAUGUACUGCCACUACCUCCAGCUACAAGAGCUGCUCCUGCAAGGCUUCCCUGCUAUGGAUGGAUCAGUGAAGAGUCUGAGACAGAGAGUGAAUCAGAGGAUGAAGAAAUGCUUUCAGAUGGACCAAGGCCGGCAAUUGUCCCACAAAAGGAUGUACCAGAUCCUGCAGAAACCUUGACUUCUAAGAGGAAGCGGCCAACUAGAUGGGAUGUGCGCCCUAACUGGGGCUGAGAUCAACUGACCAUAAGAUGGUGGCCUUCGAGGAUGGAGAACUCUUAGCGCCGGGAGCAAGAUGUCAAUCCAUGAAUUGACUUUGACCUGUAUCUUGUACAUGUAGAACUAUCUAGCAGGGAGCAGCAGACAGUAUGGGACGAUGUAGCUGAUGUGUUGUUGCAGAUUUUUACUGUCCGACAGUGCCUGUGCAUGUCAGACCUAUGUAGAAACUUUGAUCCCUCCUUAUUAUGUUGUGUCAUAUGACUAGUUUUUUAGCUAAAGCAUAUAUGCCUAACUUGGUGGCAUUUGCUUUAGGAUCUGAUCAUGGAUUCUCUUAAAUUAAAUUAGUUAAUAAUUUAGCCGUUGGAAGAUCUA